Molecule: messenger RNA, 7341 nt
Organism: Electrophorus electricus (electric eel)
Lineage: Eukaryota; Metazoa; Chordata; Actinopteri; Gymnotiformes; Gymnotidae
Gene: mcc
Product: MCC regulator of WNT signaling pathway
Molecular function (GO): calcium ion binding
Source: RefSeq, a predicted model, not a curated record
CUAAGCCUUGUUGCAAGGACCAUCCCACUCUACUUUCAUAAACUUACUUCAAGCUUCAUAUUCAAAAUGCAAGCAAAUGUUUUGUCGAUGUUUGCCGAAAUUACAUUAAUCCGGUUUUCACUUUUAAUGCGAAGCGUCGUAGGUUAGUCGACCGAAACAUGAUGAACCCACUGACUUCGAUGUAGACGGUGGGAUUAGCAUUUUUCGGAGAAGAUCAUGGCGGCAGCGGUGGAGGUGAGUGUAAGUAGCGGCAGCAGUGACACAUCUAGCACCGGCGAGGAGGAGCGGAUGAGGCGGUUGUUUCAGACUUGCGACGGAGACGGAGAUGGAUACAUAAAUAGGAAUGACCUGUUAAUGGUGUGCAGGCAGUUGAACAUGGAGGACUCGGUGCCUGAGAUCAUGCGGCAGCUGGGGGCACAUGAGACAGGCAGGAUCUCCUUUGAGGAGUUUGCACAGCGCCGCAUGCAGCUGCUCACUGAGAUCCGCAGGGAGGAGGGCCAGCUCAAGCUCAGCGAAUCAGAAACAAGGAAGCUCAGAGAACACAUUGCUUCCUGGCCAAACAACAGUGAGAACAAUCUGGGAGCCAGAGAGAGAUGGGAGCAUGACUCUGGGGCCAGAGACCUGCAGAACACAGACCUACCUUCUUCCCCUCUGGACCAGCAGCAACAUUCCUCAGUACUACUGCAGAAGUUUCUAGAACAGCCUAGCAGUGUCCUGGAGCUUCCGGAAAACCUCCAGAGAUUCCUGGCUCCUCUGUCAGGUCAAACCGGCCCUAUGGGCGGAGGCUACCCAGACCUAGUGAACACGCUGCAGCUGGCUGCUCUGAUGUCUCUGAAAGGUGAUGUGUUGGAGCUCAACAAACGUCUGCUGCAGAGUGAGAGAGAACGGGACGCACUGGAGAACAGGCUGGCCAAAGCACAGUGUGAACAGUCUGAUCUGCUGCGGGAACAUGAGGAGAUGCAGGAGAGGACCACGCUGCGCUAUGAGGAGAGAAUCACUGAGCUCCACAGUAUCAUCGCAGAGCUCAACAAGAAAAUAGACCUACUACAAGGCUCUACCAUCAGAGAGGAGGACGAGUUUUCAGAGUUGCGCUCUGAGCUCAGCCACAGCCAGCAAGAAGGCAAUGAGGAUGAGCGGAGUGUGGAUCAGGACCCUGACCAGGCAUCUGUCUCACUGCCUGAAAACCAGUCCACACUGGUGACUGCAGACAUGGAUAACUGCAGCGAUCUGAACUCGGAGCUGCAGAGGGUGCUCACGGGCCUGGAGAGUGUGGUCUGCGGCCGCAAGAAGAGCGCCUGCAGCCUGUCUGUGGCCGAGGUGGACCGUCAUAUCGAGCAGCUCACCACAGCCAGCCAGCACUGCGACCUGGCAAUAAAGACGGUGGAGGAGAUCGAGGGCGCUCUAGGCAGGGACUUCUACCCGAGCCUGUGUGAGGAGCGCGUCCGCUGGGAGAAGGAGCUGACAGGUAUGCGGGAUGAGAAUGAGAGUCUGACUGCCAUGUUGUGCAGUAAGGAGGAGGACCUGAACCGCACUAGAGCCACCAUGAGCACCAUCCGGGAGGAGAGAGACCGCCUCCGUCGGCGUGUAAGGGAGCUGCAGACUCGUCUACAGAGUGUUCAGUCAGGAGGAGGACAGUCUAGUCCUGGGCGUCUGACCCCAGCCGGGCGGCCGGUCAAUCCCAGCACGGGCGAACUGAGCACGAGCAGCAGCAGCAAUGACAUUCCUGUAGCCAAGGUGGCUGAACGAGUCAAGCUGUCCAAGACACGCUCAGAGUCGUCAUCAACUGACAGAGCAGUACUGGGCUCCGAAAUUAGCAGCAUUGGGGUGUCCAGUAAUGUGGCAGAGCACCUGGCUCACUCUCUGCAGGACUGCUCCAAUAUCCAGGAGAUCUUCCAGACCCUCUACUCUCAUGGCUCAGCCAUCUCCGAGAACAAGAUCCGCGAGUUUGAGGUGGAGACAGAGAGACUCAACAGUCGGAUUGAGCACCUGAAGUCUCAGAAUGACCUGCUCACCAUCACGCUGGAGGAGUGCAAGAGUAAUGCAGAGAGGAUGAGCAUGCUAGUGGGCAAAUAUGAGUCCAAUGCUACAGCGCUGCGUCUAGCCCUGCAGUACAGUGAGCAGUGUAUUGAGGCCUAUGAGCUACUGUUGGCACUGGCGGAGAGUGAGCAGGGCCUGGUGUUGGGCCAGUUUAGAGCAGCUGGAGUGGGCACUGUGGGAGAUCAGGCUGGAGAGGAGAGCAUCCCGCAGGUUCUGAAGCGUGCGCACGACUGCCGGAAGACGGCAGAAAAUGGCGCUAAAGACCUUCUCGCCCGCCUCGAUGGCAGCUGUGGUGGAGCCUUCACUGUGCAGCCCUGGGAGAGUCUGUCAUCCAACAGCCAUACCAGCACCACCAGCUCCACAGCCAGCAGCUGUGACACAGAGUUCUCCAAAGAGGACGAGCAGCGCCUGAAGGACUACGUGCAGCAACUGAAGAAUGACCGUGCUGCUGUGAAGCUGACCAUGCUGGAGCUGGAGCGGGCCCACAUGGACCCGCUGAGCUGCGACGUGAAGCCCCGCGGGGACCCGCAGCGCCUCGACCUGGAGAAUGCCGUGCUCAUGCAGGAACUCAUGGCCAUGAAGGAGGAGAUGGCAGAGCUGAAGGCUCAGCUCUACCUGUUGGAGAAGGAGAAGGCGGCUCUGGAGCUGAAGGUGCGGGCGCGUGAGGCGCAGGAGCAGGCCUACCUGGUGCACAUCGAGCACCUGAAGGCAGAGCUGGAGGAGCAGCAGGAGCAAAGGAGGAGGCUGGACUCCACCGGCAGCAACACUAGCGGCAAGGACAAGAGCGGGAAGGACUCGACUGACUCUGCAGCCAGUAAUGCAUCAGAGCUCAGGAACCUCAACGACAGUGACCUGGCAGCAGAACUCACUAACGCUCUUCGGAGGGAGAAAAGGUUAAAAGGCAGAGUCCAGGAGCUGGUUGCCGCUCUCGAGAGGCUAACCAAGAGUAGUGAGGUGCGCCACCAGCAGUCCGCCGAGUUCGUCAACGACCUGAAACGAGCCAACAGUAACCUGGUGGCAGCGUAUGAGAAGGCCAAGAAGAAACAUCAGAAUAAGCUGAAGAAGCUCGAGUCCCAGAUGAUGGCCAUGGUGGAGAGACACGAGACUCAGGUUCAUAUGUUGAAGCAGCGUAUUGCCCUGCUGGAGGAGGAGACAUCACGACCACAUACCAACGAGACCUCCCUCUGAUGCACACCCACACACAGUUCUGGCUGAUGUGUUCAGUAAGACUUAAUCAUGUACAUACAAUCCCAAGAGGUCGUUUGAUGGCGAGAGCCCUCCACUGUCACUUUGAAAAACACUGCCAGAAUCUGGUGAACACGGUGACCAUGUCAGAGCUCUCUCAGAGAUGGUGUGUCCAAUAUCCGACCAAUGAGGAGACUCAAGUAAGCCAAAAAUGACCAGUUGCAUUGGAGUGCCAUUGUUGUCCAAUCCCUCAGGACCUUAUAUCCAGUGAAAACUGUCAGUCCUUCAGGGCGUGUACUUGUCAAAUGCCCAUGCUGUAAAUUGAUUGGCUGGAGCACUUGUGUUGAUGGGAGAUGAUGUAAGGAGGAUAUCUCAGCCAUCACUAAUGAAAACAUUUUUAAAAUGCAUUUUUGAAGACGUCAGAGAGAACCUGUAUGGGCAUUACUGAAACUCUCACACUUUGUCCAGUAUUUCAGUUAUCAAAUAGUAAACUAUCUUGUUUUACAGCAUUUAGUUGCAAACUCUUUCAGACUUAGUUUUGUGAUUUUUUUUUUUUUGAUAAGUCAAGAAAUCUAUCACACACAAUGCAUUGUCGCCAUUUUUCCAACUCUUAACAUUUUGGAAUUUUUCUUUCAAGAUGCACACACACCGUAAUGCUGAUGUUUUGGACAUGGCGACGGCAGUAGCCAUAUUAACUAGAAGCUGUCUAGCCAGUCACUGUGGGGAAGCAGGUCUGAAUUGUGCUUGGUGGUCUCAUCUGUACUGAACUCUCUCCUCCCGAAACAGAGAGUAAUUUGUGUGCAUGAACAAGUCAAAAGUAGUUUGUGAACUGCAUUCACACACAGUCUAUAUGUUAUUUAACUGUAUAACAUCUUUAAAUGUAUAACAUACAAGAGCAUCAUAACAGCUUACAUCAUGCCACACAGCACAGUUCUUUCUCACUGAGAUUUUAUAGAAAACCUGAGACAGGAUUAAGCAGAGCCAGUUAAACCCAGAUCAUCUCAAUGUGACAGCUAUGGUAUAGGUAAUUAACCACAAAACAUAAAAAAGCUUAAUGUCAGUAGUGGCCUGCUUGGCUUGUGAGAUGAUUCCAGCAUCGGUUGGCUGCUUCCCUGCUCCAACACCCCUGAUUCAGCUUGUCUGUUCAUUAUCAGGUUUAGCAGUGUGUUUGGUGGGGAAAUCACAAUCUUGUGCUGGACUCUGGCCAAUCAGGUGGAUGACGACUAAUGCCAAAGCUGCAGCUAUCUUAUGUGGCUGUAGCAGAAGCUGCUGAGCACAAAUCUCUUACAGCAGUGCUCCAUUUACUCUUAUAAUAGUUACAUUUGUGAAAUGCACACGUCUGUACAAAACUGCAUAAUUAACCAGUAAUCUAAUUACAAGUAAUGAGUAAUUUCAAAAGUUGAAAGGAGUUCAAUGUGAUUUCUACGCAUGUAUGCAUAUGCAAUACAAAAUAACCUACAUAAUGUUCAGAAAAGCAAUAAGUCCAUACGUUUGAUGGAGUGCCGUUGAAGUAGGAAUAAAUGGGCAUUAAGGAGCAGCUCUGCAAGUUGAUGGAUCUUAGCAAUAAGCAGGUAACCCCUUGCUGCCCACAUUAGUGUUGACUUCAUCUUAGAUUUUAUGCAAUUCAGUUAGACAUCAAAUGCUUGGUUUGAACAGAAGCCACUAUCUUGAAGUCCUUCAGAAUUAGAAUUCUAAAUAUUAGAAUUAACACUGGAAAUGCUUUCACUGUAAGGCCUCUGCUUAACACACUAGUCAAACUUCCAUGUCUUUCUCCUCAGUUCAAAACUACAUGAUUGUAGAAGACACAAUUUUCUGAUUUAGAAUGUAGAGCACUGUAGUUGGUGUAUAUGGUAAAUUCUAAGUGAAUAACCUUGAUUAUAGCCCAGGAGAUUAACUGUUGAGGUAUGUUUUUCACCAAUUUUACACUUAAAUGUGCAAUAUACUGUCAGUCAUAAGCAACCAUUCACAUUCUAUUUUUUACAUUUUAAUCAAACAUGUAUGUCCAUUAUGAUGUUUUGUGCACAGACACCGACAGAGCCCUUUGUUUGCUCUUUAGUCCUUGUACUUUGUUUUGGGUCCUGAUCCUGGCAUUUCCUUCCAUUGCCUAUUUUAGCAUUUUUCCUGUUCCCGACCCAUCAGGUAAUUAACCAGCCUUUUAUGAACUGGGUCAGGAAGUGCUUGUUAAUUAAAGUGUGUGUUAGCUCUUCCCCCCCCCCCUCCCUCCCCCUAUAUCUCCCUGCACUAUCUGUGAUGUGUAGUUUCUCCAGGUCUGAUAAACUAAUGAUACAAGUCAUGGAGCAGAAGGGAAGGAUAAUUCACCUUUCUGUGAGCUGUUCAUAUGCACAUGUCCUGGCUCUCUUCAUGCACACAAAUCCCACAAACCCAGAAGCAUGCCUCCUCCUGCACGUUCUCUGUGCUGGACCAGGUCACCACACUGCCUUCCACAGAGACCUCCCACACGGGAGCUUCCACUACAUAGAUGCUGCAUUCACAAAUAUUUCUGUUUACACUGAAGUUGUUUGUGGGAUGUUUUUCCUUUUUAGGGACAAAAGUCCUGAUGGUUAGAUGGCAAAAUCAGAAGUGCAGGUUGUCCACAAAAAACAUUAAAAUUUCUAUUGUUUCCUGUAUGCUGUUAAAAACAGAAGAGUAAAUUGGAACAAACUAUUGUUUGUACUGUUACAGGUGUAUUCCAUGAUCUCACAUAACAAACAAGCUAGGGUGCAGUCACAGAUACAAUAUGACAUGGGCAAACAGUGGUCUGUUUUCUGAACCAAGUCCUCAUCAUGAUUUCACUAGUGGCCUGUGGGACAACUUGCUUCCAGAUUAUAACCAGCUCAAACAAGAGGAGAGGGCUUGAUUUACUAAAGCAGGUAGCACAUCCUGCAAUGAAUAGAACAGUAAAGGGGGUGAUUGCUGAAUUUAACAGUUCACUUGGUCAGCUGGCUUUGCUGGAACUAAUGGGUGUAUGUGCUUCUGGCUUUAAUAAAGGAGCUCAGAGUUGAAUGACUGCCCAGGUUCUCACAGACUUUACUCGUGUGAUGGCAAAUGUUUCAGUUCCAAGUUUUAAGAGUACAAAUCCAUUGAGCCCAUUAUGAUUGGGGUCUAAGAGUUGUACCUGAUUUGCACAGAUCUGUUUUUUGAAUCAAAUCCUUGCAAUCAUUUUUUUUAUUGUAUUACAGAAUGUAUUUGUUUAUAUAAGAAAUAAAGCAAUGUAAAUGUAUUUGAUGCAUCCUCUAAUUCACAAAAUACAGUUUACUGCUCCUGCUCAUGACCAUUUUAACCUGCAAGUAUGGUACAGAGUACCAUUAGAUGGUGUGCUUUAUCUAUGAAGAGGUUCUCCCAGUUAAAAUUGCCUCUUAACUCCAGUUCAAAUUCAGCUGCACAAGCAAAGUAACAAUCAAAUAAGAGAACUAGCAGGAUGAAGAGAAGGGGUGAACAGGCUCAUCCCUGAGAUGUUUCUAGAUAAUUAAAACACAAAGUGGAGAUCAUUUUCCCAACCCUCCCCAUCCCACUUAAAUUUAUUUAGCAAGUAUUACAAUUCUUUAUAACGUGGAAAAUUGUAAGUUAUUGCCAAGACUAAACAAAACUAUAUACAGUGGGUUUGGAUGACAAGAGGAGGAAAGAUUAGAAUGCAAAGGCAGAAGUUGAAGUCAUGGAUAUACCUGAUGUUGCGCUACAUUAUCUGGAGACAUGCUGUGAAAGUGCAUAUCCUGCGGCAGAGUCAACGUCCUGUCUAUACCCUACGUGGCUACACCUAGAUGCAUGCAACAAAAAAGUCCUCAUGAGAAACUUAUAUAUUCACAUGCUCAUAUCCGAUACAAAAGCUUCUGGAGCCAAAACGACUGAAGUCUCAGGUCAAGAAGAAAAAAGUAAAAAUAGGCAUCCUGUUAAAAAAACAAAACAGUACUGAGAUCUACAGAGCUAAGAUAGCACUGAAUUUUGAAGUAUAUCUUGAUAUAAUCCGUUUCAAUAAACACACGCACGCGCGCACACACACAGCUCUGCAUACAUCCUUUCAUACACUGCUACAGACCGAUAAAUUCAUGGAGGGUACAAUCAUGGGGUCUCUGUCCUCGUUCAAGAAAAAAAAAAAAAAAAAAAAAAAAAAAAAAAAAAAAA